AUGCAAGAACACCAAAAUUCAAUGACCAACACGACGAUCACUCCCACUCAAAAGCUACAUCAACACGAAUAUCAUAAUUACUUACAAUUUCGAGAAAAGAUGAUCAUCCGAGAUACGAAAUGUUUUGUUUGUUCUUCUCCUGAAUUUAAAGAUUAUUCUUUGGAAGAAAUUUUAGAGAACAAGGCUUUGAUAGAUACUCACUCGAUGGAAAAGGUAGAACAACAAGUUCAAUUUUUGAGAGAGACACUGAAUAGUAAUGAUGGUUUUAUAUGCUCGGAUCAGGAAAUUAAAUUCAAAUUAUUGCAAUUUACAGAACAAUCGGAACAAGUUGAAAUUCAUCCGAGAGAAUUAUUCAUUCCCUCCCACUCGUUGUAUCAAAGAGCCUACAAGUAUUACUUGGCUGAUGCUAAGAAUGAUGAAGCCAUUAGUGGUUUUCAUACUCUGAACAAGAUAUCACUCACUGCAUUAUUGAUUGGAAUUCCUCUCAUGAUGAAACACUAUGCCAUUCGUAGAGUAUGCUCUUCAUUACUACGUACUAUUUUUAAUUCCAAAGUUGCUUGA
Naegleria lovaniensis is the source of this 561-nucleotide messenger RNA. RefSeq lists its product as uncharacterized. Lineage: Eukaryota; Heterolobosea; Eutetramitea; Acrasida; Naegleriidae. Bases 1 to 561 code for a protein of 186 amino acids. The record is from RefSeq and is a predicted model, not a curated record. The transcript has a single exon.